CGGAUUCCAUCACAUUUUGGUUAAGGAGGAGGAUCGGCCAAAAACGGCCUUUGUAUUAUUCGAGGGCACCUGGCAGUGGAUUCGUUGCCCGAUGGGGAUUUGCAACGCGCCAGCUACUUUCCAGAGAGCAAUGAACGUCACGUUUCAGAACUUCGUCAACAAGACCAGACUAACUCAGGGGAUGAUCAAUUUCUGCAUCAUUGUGUACGUGGACGAUAUUCGGGUGUACUCGGAAUCAUUUCACGGCCAUGCACAGCAUAAUAUCAAGGGGACACUUGGAGCACUGCGAGAUGCCGGAUUCAAGAUCGCAUUGGAGAAAAGUGAGUUUUUUCUCACAGAGAUCUCGUUCCUAGAGUAUGCGGUGACCCGGGGAGGGAUGAGACCAGAUUCGAGAAAGCUCGUGGUUGUUCGAGACGCCCCCACGCCUACGCCGUUGACACAGCUCGUGGACGAUCUACCUCUGGAGAUCCUGUCGCGCUGCGACGAACCAUCCACGAUCGCGGCGCUCCCUCGAACGUUGGCCCCACAACUAUUGUGGUCCACGUGCACGGAACUCGACAGCGAUAACAUCUACCUCCCUUUGUCGGGCGACUAUUUGGUCAUCGAUUGGACCGAUAUCACCUUGUGGGAUCCGAUCAUCCGAAGAGUGGAGGUGGGAACGGGAGAAGAGGAAGAGGAAGAAGAAGAGGAGGAGGAAGAGAGGGAAGACACGAACGAAGAAGAAGAAGACUCGGAGGCCGGAUCGGAUGACCCGGAAUAUCGCGAAUCGGAGGAAACCGGGUCGGAAGAAAGUGGAUCGGACGAAUCAUGCGGUUCCGGCGAACAGAGUAAGGAGGAAGACGAAGCAGUGGCUCAGAGGAGACGGGAGAGGGCAGAAUAGAAGCGCCCAGUAAAGGAGUCGGACGAGC
Chara braunii is the source of this 908-nucleotide messenger RNA. Lineage: Eukaryota; Viridiplantae; Streptophyta; Charophyceae; Charales; Characeae. The record is from the annotation of a GenBank genome assembly.